AGCUCCACAGAUAUAAUCUCCCACCUUCAGACCCAUGCUGCUACCUUACGCGUGGUGGGUAAAGGCCCCACACAGUCCCAAGCAUUAGCGGCCAGAUCUUCUACCAUCGGAUGCUCUAAUCCUGGCUGUAAGGCACGAGAUAAGAGCAAACAUACUGCGCAAAACUGCUAUUGGCCAGGUGGGGGAAAGGAGGGACAAUUUCCCCCUAAUUUCGGCCGACAGAGACGGGCUAACCAUGUAACCGUGAACACUUCGGCCAAUACACCAAGGCAUUUCGUUCUCGCUGCGCGUGUCGUUACUCUUGAGCGGGAACGGGACGAGAAUGGGAUC
Desarmillaria tabescens is the source of this 330-nucleotide messenger RNA. RefSeq lists its product as uncharacterized. The record is from RefSeq and is a predicted model, not a curated record. The annotation marks the transcript as partial. The transcript has a single exon. NCBI's taxonomy places the organism in Eukaryota, Fungi, Basidiomycota, Agaricomycetes, Agaricales, Physalacriaceae.